Molecule: messenger RNA, 1327 nt
Organism: Papaver somniferum (opium poppy)
Lineage: Eukaryota; Viridiplantae; Streptophyta; Magnoliopsida; Ranunculales; Papaveraceae
Product: nicotinamide/nicotinic acid mononucleotide adenylyltransferase-like
Exons: 4
Coding region: 149-937 (262 amino acids)
Biological process (GO): NAD+ biosynthetic process
Molecular function (GO): nicotinate-nucleotide adenylyltransferase activity; nicotinamide-nucleotide adenylyltransferase activity
Source: RefSeq, a predicted model, not a curated record
CAAGACCACCACCGAUUCAGAGAAAUUCUGCCCCUCUCUACUUCACUCUCCACCACCACACGAUCCUCUUAGACUACUUGAACCAGAAAUUUACAAAUCUUUGUUGGACAUCAUUCUGUAAGAAAGCAAAUCCAAGGGUAAGCUAAUUAUGGAUGUAGAGUUGCCAUUGGAUAAACUGUCUUUAAAACCCAUUGAUGAUGGGAAGUUUGUUGUUGUUUUAGUAGCAAAUGGAAGUUUCAAUCCUCCGACUUUUAUGCAUUUGCGAAUGUUUGAACUGGCAAGAGAUGCAUUAAAUUCAGAUGGAUUUUGUGUUAUUGGAGGUUACAUGUCACCUGUGAAUGAUGCAUACAAGAAGAAAGCUCUCAUCUCUGCUGAACAUCGCUUACAGUUGUGUGAGCUUGCUUGUAGAAGCUCGUCGUUUGUGAUGGUGGAUCCAUGGGAGGCGAAACAAAGUAGUUAUCAGCGGACUUUGACUGUUUUGGGUAGAGUGCAGAGUUGCUUGUGUGACAGUGGAUUGGUACGGAGAGAGUCGCUUAAGGUUAUGCUUCUAUGUGGUUCUGAUUUAGUGGAAUCGUUUUGUGUGCCGGGAGUAUGGAUCCCUGAGCAGAUUAGGGCCUUAUGUAGAGAUUAUGGAAUUGUUUGUAUUCGAAGAGAAGGUACGAAGAUUGAGAAGAUUGUUUCAGGGGAUGAGAUUUUGAAUGCGUAUAAGAACAACAUUAGAGUUGUGGAUGAACUGAUCCCGAACCAGAUUAGUUCUUCAAGAAUGAGGGAAUGUAUGUCAAUUGGAUUAUCAGUAAAGUAUUUGACUGUGGAUGAAGUGAUUGAUUAUAUCAGACAACACAACCUGUACCUGAAUUCGGAGGCAAAUGAAAAGAAGCACUUGCAAGAGGGGAAGGAUGAAAAGAUGAUGCUUAAAAAGAAAGAAAUAUCAGAUUGAAAACUACUUAUGUGCGUAUUGAUUCCACCUUCGGGGGCAGCAUCCAUAGAAACAGGGAACAAGAUUUGCAAAUCCAUACUUCAGUUUUAUAAUUGCUGAGACUCGAACUGGCAUAGUGAGUUAGGGGCCUGAUUUCCUCAUGACCCGGAACCUGGUAACUCCGACAUCCCAAAAACUUGCAGGAGGAAUGCAUUUUACAACUGAGGUAAGGACUCAUUUGCAAAUUUCAGACAACAUGAUUUGAUUAUUUUGUAUGGGCACUGCUUUCUGCUGGCCCUCCAUGUGUGAUUAUUAGUUGCUUUGAAGUUCCACAGAGAAAGCGUUAUUCUCCUCCGCUUUGGUCAUAGCUGUAAACAUAAACAAUAUAUCGUAAUCAAAUCUACUAUUUAU